UCAAUUCAUCAUAAUCAACGCCGUCUCUCAAAAUCCUCUGAAAUUAAUCUCAUCAUCAGUGAUGGCACCGAAAGGAGCGGAGAAGAAACCUGCCGGGAAAGCACCGGCGGAGAAACUACCAAAGGCGGAGAAGAAGAUCAGCAAAGAAGUAGGAGGAAGCGAGAAGAAGAAGAAGAAAUCGAAGAAGAGCGUGGAGACUUACAAGAUCUACAUCUUCAAGGUUCUGAAACAAGUCCAUCCAGAUAUCGGGAUCUCUGGGAAAGCUAUGGGGAUUAUGAACAGUUUCAUCAACGACAUCUUCGAGAAACUCGCUCAGGAAUCGUCUAAGCUCGCUAGGUAUAACAAGAAGCCGACGAUUACGUCGAGGGAGAUUCAAACCGCCGUGAGACUUGUCUUGCCUGGUGAACUCAAACUACCAAAGGCGGAGAAGAAGAUCAGCAAAGAAGUAGGAGGAAGCGAGAAGAAGAAGAAGAAAUCGAAGAAGAGCGUGGAGACUUACAAGAUCUACAUCUUCAAGGUUCUGAAACAAGUCCAUCCAGAUAUCGGGAUCUCUGGGAAAGCUAUGGGGAUUAUGAACAGUUUCAUCAACGACAUCUUCGAGAAACUCGCUCAGGAAUCGUCUAAGCUCGCUAGGUAUAACAAGAAGCCGACGAUUACGUCGAGGGAGAUUCAAACCGCCGUUAGACUUGUCUUGCCUGGUGAACUCUCUAAGCAUGCUGUUUCUGAAGGCACCAAGGCGGUUACCAAAUUCACUAGUUAG
Molecule: messenger RNA, 760 nt
Organism: Camelina sativa (false flax)
Lineage: Eukaryota; Viridiplantae; Streptophyta; Magnoliopsida; Brassicales; Brassicaceae
Source: RefSeq, a predicted model, not a curated record